Cebus imitator (Panamanian white-faced capuchin) is the source of this 3429-nucleotide messenger RNA. RefSeq names its product holocarboxylase synthetase (gene HLCS). Gene Ontology annotation, cellular component: cytoplasm. NCBI's taxonomy places the organism in Eukaryota, Metazoa, Chordata, Mammalia, Primates, Cebidae. Gene Ontology annotation, biological process: protein modification process. The record is from RefSeq and is a predicted model, not a curated record. Gene Ontology annotation, molecular function: biotin--[biotin carboxyl-carrier protein] ligase activity. The transcript is spliced from 11 exons. Bases 827 to 2998 code for a protein of 723 amino acids.
CUACUUUUGUCUGUCACUCAUUUUAUUCAGCAAAACCUUCCACCAACUUCAUUAUUUGCCAGGAAAACAGACCCAUUUCCUGCCCUUGAAGUUUUGCAGUCUCAAGGGGGAAGCAGUUAUCAAGGUGGGUGGGUGGUGCAGGAGAGCGUGGAAGAGGCCCACCUGGCUAGGGGAUAGGCCAUUCCUCCCUGGGAGGUGACGUUUGACCUAUGAGGCAAGCCCUAAAGGACAGCUAGGGAUCCCCGCGGAUGCUGGGCUGGUGAGGCAGGCGUGAGCAGCCCAGCGCAGGAGGGCAGCGGGAAGCGCGGUCUGCAGGAGCCAGACGUCCCAGCCGGUGUGGCCAGAGGUGGCAGGGGCGCCGCCUGAGCGGGGCUGGGGCGCGGGCAGGAUUUGGGGCUGCGCCAAGAGGCGUCCUGACCUGGUCCUUUCUCAAGGUCGGUUCCGGCUCCCACGCCUCCGCUGCCACCUGCGCUGCCCUUGGCUACGAUGCCCUCACCCCGCUGGGUGCGUUUCCGCGGUCCCGGAGCCGAGCGGGUGAGGGGCCACUAGUGCUCCGCGGCCGGGAUCGGGCCUGCAGUUCAUUGAAGACUUGAACAAGUGGGCCCUAUUUCUUGUGUCUCCUUUUAUACUUGAAGCAGAACACAUAGCAUUUGUGACAGAGAGCAUUUGGGUACAAAGUGAGAAUUUACAGAGAUCAUCCUCCUCUUCAGAAACAAUUGUCAAGUGGUCCGACUGUUGUUUGCCAUUAGCUUGCAGACCUGGGGAUCCUUAUCGGUUAAUUGCGGAAGCAAGUGUGGACAACUUCAGCAAGCUGGGGGUGGCGUUCAUGGAAGAUAGACUCCAGAUGGAUAAUGGCCUGGUACCCCAAAAGAUUGUAUCGGUGCACUUGCAGGACUCCACCCUGAAGGAGGUGAAGGAUCAGGCCUCAAACAAGCAAGAACUGAAGCCUGAAUCUUCUCUUGAGAUUAAGCCUGAGCAGGAAGGUAUGGAGCAUGUCAGCAAAGAUGAUCCGAAGGCUCUUGGUGAAGAGCCCAAACAGAGGAGAGGCAGUGCCUCUGGGAGUGAGCCUGCUGGGGACAGUGACAGGGGAGGGGGCCCCAUCGAGCAUUAUCACCUCCAUCUGUCCAGUUGCCAUGAGUGUCUGGAACUUGAGAACAGCACCAUUGAGUCAGUCAAGUUUGCAUCUGCGGAGAACAUUCCAGACCUUCCCUAUGAUUAUAGCAGCAGUUUGGAGAGUGUUGCUGAUGAGACUGGCCCUGAAAGAGAGGGAAGGAGAGUCAACCUCACGGGAAAGGCACCCAACAUCCUCCUCUAUGUGGGCUCUGACUCCCAGGAAGCCCUUGGCCGCUUCCAGGAGGUCCAGUCCGUGCUGGCCGACUGUGUGGACGUUGACAGUUACAUUCUCUACCACCUGCUGGAGGAAAGCGCCCUCAAAGACCCGUGGAUGGACAACUGUCUGCUAUUGGUCAUUGCUACCAGGGAGUCCAUUCCCGAAGUCCUAUACCAGAAGUUCAUGGCCUAUCUGUCUCAGGGAGGGAAGGUGCUGGGCCUGUCUUCGUCCUUCACCUUUGGUGGCUUUCAGGUGACAAGCAAGGGUGUGCUGCGGAAGACGGUUCAGAACCUGGUUUUCUCCAAGGCUGACCAGAGCGAGGUGAAGCUCAGCGUCUUGAGCAGUGGCUGCAGGUACCAGGAAGGCCCCGGAGAGCGGCUCAGCCCCGGCAGGCUCCAGGGCCACCUGGAGAACGAGGACAAGGACAGGAUGAUUGUGCAUGUGCCUUUCGGAACUCAUGGGGGAGAAGCUGUUCUUUGCCAGGUGCACUUAGAACUACCUCCCAGCUCUGAUAUCGUGCAAACUCCAGAAGAUUUUAACUUGCUCAAGUCAAGCAAUUUUAGAAGGUACGAAGUCCUUAGAGAGAUCCUGACGACCCUCGGCCUCAGCUGUGACAUGAAACAGGUUCCUGCCUUAACGCCUCUUUACUUGCUGUCAGCUGCGGAGGAAAUCCGGGAUCCUCUUAUGCAGUGGCUUACGAAACAUGUGGACUCUGAGGGAGAAAUAAAAUCCAGCCAGCUCUCCCUUAAAUUUGUUUCAUCCUAUGUGUCUGAAGUGGAAAUCACCCCAUCUCAUAUACCUGUGGUGACCGACAUGGAGGCCUUCGCAUCAGAAAAUUUCAACUUGGAGAUCUAUCGCCAAAAUCUGCAGACCAAGCAGUUGGGGAAAGUAAUUUUGUUUGCUGAAGUGACCCCCACGACGAUGCGUCUCCUGGAUGGGUUGAUGUUUCAGAUGCCGCAGGAAAUGGGCUUAAUAGCGAUCGCGGCCCGGCAGACCCAGGGCAAAGGACGGGGAAGGAAUGUGUGGCUGAGCCCCACAGGAUGUGCCCUUUCUACUCUGCUCAUCUCCAUCCCACUGAGAUCCCAGCUGGGACAGAGGAUCCCAUUUGUCCAGCAUCUGAUGUCCGUGGCUGUCGUGGAAGCAGUGAGGUCCAUUCCUGAGUAUCAGGAUAUCAACUUACGAGUGAAGUGGCCCAACGAUAUUUAUUACAGUGACCUCAUGAAGAUCGGCGGAGUUCUGGUUAACUCAACACUCAUGGGAGAAACAUUUUAUAUACUUAUUGGCUGUGGAUUUAAUGUGACGAACAGUAACCCUACCAUCUGCAUCAACGACCUCAUCACAGAAUACAACAAGCAACACAAGGCAGUGCUGAAGCCCUUAAGAGCCGAUUAUCUCAUCGCCAGAGUCUUGACUGUGCUGGAGAGGCUGAUUGACGCGUUUCAGGACAAAGGGCCCAACAGCGUCCUUCCCCUUUAUUACAGAUACUGGGUCCACAGUGGUCAGCAAGUCCGUCUGGGCGGCCCAGAGGGACCAAAGGCAUCCAUCGUCGGCCUGGACGAUUCUGGCUUCCUCCAGGUUCACCAGGAGGGCAGCGAGGUUGUGACUGUGCACCCGGAUGGCAACUCCUUCGACAUGCUGAGAAACCUCAUCCUCCCCAGACGGCAGUAGUGCUGAUGUCCCUGAGACCGGCCUGGGCCUGCCCUCCUGACUCACCCGGCCUGGCGCUUGGGCAGCAGGCGGGAUGCCGCUGGGCUGCCUGGGGUCCGAGCCCAGUGCGAACCACCGCAGUGAGCAUUCUGCUUUCAUCGCGGCCGCCUGGCCGUGUCCACACAUCUGGAUAUUCUGUUUCUGUUUUCUUAGGUUUGUUUUGUUGUCGUUUCCUUUGGUGUUUGAGGAGAAUCUGGGAUAGACGGUUGGCACGUAGAUUUAGAUUAGGGAGCACCCUGGCACAGGUGGGAGUCACUCUCCCUUCUGGGACUUCGACUUAUGUUUAUUGUCAGGGGGAGUUUUCAUGUGGAAAUGGCAGUGGAAGGCUGGGUGCCGUGGCUCACGCCUGUAAUCCCAGCACUUUAGAAGGCCAAGGUGGGCGGAUCACCUGA